GACGAAACAAAUAUCCAAAUAUCGCAUCAUGGCGGUCAGAGGUCAAGGGCAGUUGACCCUGUUCUCUGUACUGAUGAGAGUCCUGCUGGUGUUUGUUGGUGUCCAGACUCAGGCCAUCACCACGUCAGACUCCUCCCAGGGGGUGUGUACAGUCAAGGGGAGGGUAUUCACACAGAGGAAGUAAGUCACUCUCUUUAAUGACAGGUCUAUCCUCUUUUAGAACCAUCAUCCUUCUCAACCAUCAUCCUUUUCGCGCAACCAUCAUCCUUCUAUCCACCUCCUUCUCAACCAUCACCCUUCUCAACCAUCACCCUUCUAAACCAUCAUCCUUCUCAACCAUCACCCUUCUCAACCAUCACCCUUCUAAACCAUCAUCCUUCUCAACCAUCACCCUUCUCAACCACCACCCUUCUCAACCAUCACCCUUCUCAACCAUCACCCUUCGCAACCAUCAUCCUUCUCAACCAUCAUUCUUCUCAAGCAUCACCCUUCUCAACCAUCACCCUUCGCAACCAUCAUCCUUCUCAACCAUCAUUCUUCUCAAGCAUCACCCUUCUCAAUCAUCACCCUUCUAUCCACCUCCUUCCCAAUCAUCACCCUUUUCAAUCAUCACCCUUCUAUCCACCUCCUUCUCAAUCAUCACCCUUCUAUCCACCUCCUUCCCAAUCAUCACCCUUCUAUCCACCUCCUUCCCAAUCAUCACCCUUAUAUCCACCUCCUUCCCAAUCAUCACCCUUCUAUCCACCUCCUUCCCAAUCAUCACCCUUCUAUCCACCUCCUUCCCAAUCAUCACCCUUCUAUCCACCUCCUUCCCAAUCAUCACCCUUCUAUCCACCUCCUUCGCAAUCAUCACCCUUUUAUCAACCCAUGAUUAGCUCUCCUACAAGCUUACUAUGAUAAGCUCUCCUACAAGAUUACUAUGAUAAGCUCUCCUACAAGAUUACUAUGAUAAGCUCUCCUACAAGAUUACUAUGAUUAGCUCUCUCACAAGCUUACUAUACCCUCUGCCACAAGCUUAUCAUGAUUAGCUCUCCCACAAGCUUAUCAUGAUUAGCUCUCCCACAAGCUUAUCAUGAUUAGCUCUCCCACAAGCUUAUCAUGAUUAGCUCUCCCACAAGCUUAUCAUGAUUAGCUCUCCCACAAGCUUAUUAUGAGUAAUGACAGACCCUAAGAUUUAAUCCACCUUUUUUAUUUUUAAUAUUAUACCGGCUCAAUAAAUCAAAGACGAUAUCAUUGACCACUAACUGACCACUUGUACAUUUACUCCCACCAGCUGGUAUGGGUACCUGGUCCACAAAGCUUUCCACCGAGACUACGCCAAGAUCCAGUACCAGAUUACCUACCCGGUCAAGGAGUGCUGCGCUAAUCUCUUAAUCUAUUAUGAUGACCAGGUCAAGCAGCUGCGGUCAUCUAUGACAUGCGAGGACAGGCUGGCUGUGCUACCUCCGGAUAACAACCAGGUUAAAAUAAGUUAUCUCUGACCACUGGUCAUUUAACUCACAUGUAGAGAGCAGAGAGAUGUUUUUAAGUAAUUAACAGAUUUUUUAAAAAAAUAGUAUUACCAUCUUGUAUAAAUAAUUUGCUGACCCUAAUAGCAUCAUUAAACUGACCAUCCGAACUGUAGGUGAUCCCACUCAGGGCCAGCAACGACUCAAGCGGCUGCACUCUGUGGAACGAGACGGGGGAGGCCUUCUACGUGUGCCUAGGAGAGAGAAUCUUUCGAUCCUCCGUUCCCAGGACCUGGUUCUUUGCCAUCAGCAGAUGUGACAGGAGCGGUCCAUUAAAUCUGAACUACGUCUUCAACAUCACAGGUAACAGGGAGUUGGGCUGAGAAAUAUAUAAUGUUUUUUAAUCGUUUUUUUUUUUUUCAUUGAAAGUGGGGGUGUGAGAAAGGGGCUGGGUUUUUUGGAAAAUGUCAUGGUACAUUUUUAAUUCAGUGGUACAAUGGGCUACACCCAUAGUGAAAAUGUCCACUGUGAUUGGUCAGUCUUGUUAAUAUGGUCAGUCUUGUUAAUAUGGUCAGUCUUGUUAAUAUGGUCAGUCUUGUUAAUAUGGUCAGUCUUGUUAAUAUGGUCAGUCUUGUUAACAUGAAACCCUUAGGCCACAAUGUUUUUACUAUUUCAUCUAGAGCAGUGAUCCCUAAACUAUUAAGCGUAGUGGUCCUGUGAAUAAGUUGGCCCCUGCACAAGAGACAGGUGUCAGAUUUAGUCAUUAUUUUCGUACUUCCUAUGUGUCAGAAAUUAUUUCAAAGUCUGCAAUAAGCCCGUGUGUGAGUAAUCCAUUUAAUGCUUGCUCUUACAAGUUUUUAUGUUACGUUCGUUAAACUUUAUGUACCUUUUAUCCAAUUUCUCGUCUCAUAUUGUGGGUACUGGCAAGGUAAGGCCAGCUAACAACCACUUUGGGAAAGAUACCAAGAAUCCAUCAAUGAAAAAUAGGAUUAGUGUUAAAAAGUUGUUUUUUUUAUUUAAAGAAUGAGCCAUAGAUAUUUGAAAGUAAAAAAAAAAAAGAAAAACACUGAAUGGUAAAAAAACAAACAAUUCUUUUUGCAGAAUACAUAUAAAUCAAAGCAUCAUUGUCAUAAUAUCAAAGCGUGAUUGUUAUAAUAUCAAAGCGUGAUUGUUAUAAUAUCAAAGCGUGAUUGUUAUAAUAUCAAAGCGUGAUUGUUAUAAUAUCAAAGCGUGAUUGUUAUAAUAUCAAAGCGUGAUUGUUAUAAUAUCAAAGCAUCAUUAUAACUAUCUGACUUGUCUAUUUUAUUUGUCUAAUCCCCCACCAUUUCUGUCCCUGACCAGGUUACUAUGGUGAGUGUGAAGAUGACCCACUGGCUCCCUCGUCAGGCUGGAACUCCUACGUUGGAUACCUCGAGAACAACCAAGAGUCCUCCACCAGUGAGGACGUCUAUAAAUACCUCUCCAUUUCCCUCGGGAUCGUAGCAGGGAUUGGCCUCAUUUUGGCCGCUGUGUUCUUCGGCCUGUGGUUCAUGGGCAUGAAGAAUGCAUCCAAGGCCAAAGGAAGCUCUGUGACGUCGUCGCAGGCAACCAUGACGCAAGAUGACAUCUUCUAUGUCAACCCGUCGCUGUCGGACAGAGAGCAGGCGGACUACAGUCAGAGCAGUUCAGAGAAUUACUAUGAGGUGAUUCCGGAACGUAGAAGCUAUGAGAGUAUCAACACCGGACUGGCCAACGGUGGGGUCCACCUGCGACCCCUGAGGUCGGUCCACGGCUCAAUCGGCCACCACCCUCAUGGCCAUCAUCAUGCCCACGGCCACCUGCACCAUCAGCACCAAGCCCACAUGGCCCAGCCCAAGGAGAACCCCAACAUCAGGGGCGUUCCCUACCUGUUUGAGGACUAUCCACCCCCACCUUACCAACCCCCUCGGCUGCUGGGUAUUGCUAAGAACAACGCCCUGGGCCACCCCCCUGGUCACAGUCACACCCUCUCCCUUCCGACCAAUCAGCGUCAGCGGCCUGCCCUCAUCCAUCAUGCUUACCACUCUAGUCUGG
Lymnaea stagnalis (great pond snail) is the source of this 3500-nucleotide messenger RNA. The record is from the annotation of a GenBank genome assembly. Lineage: Eukaryota; Metazoa; Mollusca; Gastropoda; Lymnaeidae.